Molecule: messenger RNA, 1378 nt
Organism: Branchiostoma belcheri (Belcher's lancelet)
Lineage: Eukaryota; Metazoa; Chordata; Leptocardii; Amphioxiformes; Branchiostomatidae
Product: short-chain specific acyl-CoA dehydrogenase, mitochondrial-like
Exons: 10
Coding region: 30-1265 (411 amino acids)
Biological process (GO): butyrate catabolic process; fatty acid beta-oxidation using acyl-CoA dehydrogenase
Cellular component (GO): mitochondrion
Molecular function (GO): flavin adenine dinucleotide binding
Source: RefSeq, a predicted model, not a curated record
UUGUGCCCUUUCGUAAGGUUAGCUCCAAGAUGGCGGCGCUAAUACGGGUUGUCAGCCGGCUUGCCAGGACAAACAGAGGAUGGAGCCGUGGAGUAGCCAGUCUUGCCGACCUGCCAGAGACACAUGACAUGCUGAGGAAAACAUGUCGGGACUUCGCUGACAACGAGCUGAAGCCGAUCGCAGGAGACCUGGACAGGGAGCACAGAUUCCCUACAGAACAGAUAAAGAUGAUGGGAGAGUUAGGACUGAUGGCGAUUGACGUGUCAGAGACUAAGGGAGGUACAGGUCUGGACUACCUGGCCUACGCUGUAGCGCUGGAGGAAAUCAGUAGGGGGUGUGCCUCUACAGGCUGUAUCAUGAGUGUUAACAAUUCCCUUUACCUGGGUCCUGUGAAAAACUGGUCCACAGAACUGCAGCAGGAGACCUUCAUGCAUAAAGACUUCCUUGACGGCAGCAAAGUGGGCUGCUUUGCCCUGAGUGAACCUGGUAACGGCAGUGAUGCAGGUGCAGCCUCCACAGUAGCCAGACUGGAGGGAGACCACUGGGUCCUGAAUGGUACCAAGGCCUGGAUCACCAACAGUUACGAGGCAUCGGCUACAGUUGUGUUUGCAACAACAGACAAGGGGCUGAAACACAGGGGCAUCAGUGCGUUCCUGGUCCCCAUGCCAACAGAAGGACUGACUCUGGGUAAGAAGGAGGACAAACUGGGUAUCCGUGCCACCAGCACAGCGUACCUCAUCUUCGAGGACUGUAAGAUUCCUCGAGAAAACCUGCUGGGACAAGAAGGAAUGGGCUUCAAAAUCGCCAUGCAAACCCUAGAUGCAGGUAGGAUUGGUAUUGCAUCACAGGGUCUGGGUAUCGCCCAGGCCUCACUAGAGCUGGCUGUGGACUAUGCUAUGAAGAGGGAGGCAUUCGGGUCUCCUAUUGCCAAACUACAGACAGUCCAGAACAAGCUGGCAGACAUGCACAUGAGUGUGGAGAGUGCACGUCUGCUCACAUGGAAGGCUGCUGCGUACAAGGACGCCGGCAAGAACUAUAUCAAGGAAGCUGCUAUGGCCAAACUUGCUGCAUCUGAAGCUGCUACAUUCUGUGCACAUCAGUGUAUCCAGGUACUAGGAGGGAUGGGUUACGUGACAGACAUGCCGGCGGAACGGUACUAUCGAGACGCGCGUAUCACGGAGAUCUACGAGGGAACGAGCGAGGUACAGAGGCUGGUCAUCGCGGGGAGACUGCUGAAAGAGUACGCCGACAUUACCAGCUGGUGACAUCACAGACAACCAGACAACCGUUCUCAUCUUGAAAGUUCAUCAGUGUUAACUUGGUAGAAGUCAUCAUGAAGCAAGUUUAAACUGUAAUUUCCAACAGAAGAAAUUGGGCU